AUGGAUGGCGGUCGUCCUCCUAAAAGACAACGCAGAUCUAAGGAUUUAAAGCAAGAUGAGCCGAAAAGACAAUCAAAACGAAAAGCCAUCAUUAUAUCAGAUAGCUCCAGUCCUAUCGAACCAGCGGAACCCUUCGCUCUCUCCUCACGCCCUAAACCCUCCUACUCGCGCGGCACAACACCAUCAACCCGGCUUCCCUCGUCCUCACCCUCUCCAAUCAAAAGAACUAAAUCACCAGCAAAGCCAGACUCGGACUCGAAAUCAAAGUCCCUGCACAACUUCUUUCCGCCCGCGACAGAGGGACAGCGAUGGGCACCACAAAAGACCGAGAAGCAAUCCCUCCCGCCGGUCACGGAGACCGUCGACGUGGACCUGAUUGAGGAUGAUUAUGACUCCUACGAUGAAAUCUUCACACAGCAUCUAGCUAAUGAGCGGAUGGGUCUGGCAGCCAUGGGCUCUAGCCAGACACGUCAGCCUGCGCCAAAGCCAGCGCCGAAGCCAAAGCCAAAGGCCUCAGUCAAACCACCGCGGAAGACGACGAAACGGUUCCUUCUGUCUACGGACUCUGGGAAUGGAACUGCGAAGGAGGCAUUGGCUGCACAACCGGCUAGCGAACCGGACCGUCGACCAUGGGCGCAGCGGUUCGCUCCGGCUAAUCUGGGCGAAUUGGCCGUUCAUAAGAAAAAAGUCUCGGAUGUGCAGCAUUGGCUAGAGGAUGCUUUUGCUGGGAGGCGUCCCGAGAGGUUACUCGUCCUACGGGGUCCGGCGGGCAGUGGGAAGACGACCACUAUGUCCCUGCUCUCCGAGUCAAUUGGUUACGAUAUUGUCGAGUGGAAGAAUCCCCCGGUUUCGGAAUUUGGAGCUCGCGAUCAUCAAUCCGUGAGCGCACACUUUGAAGAGUUUCUUGGACGGGGUAAUAAAUUUGGAGGGCUUGACCUCGGAAAUGCCACCGAGCCCGAUUCUCAGAAAGACGAGAAACCUCGGGAUCAGCGAAUACUUCUUAUAGAGGAGUUUCCGACUGUGUUUGGCCGGGCGUCCUCCACCCUCACGGCGUUUCGGACGUCUCUUCAACAAUAUCUAGCUGCCGCGGCGAAUGAUCAUGCCCGGGGCAGUUCUGGAUCGAAUCACCCGCCUAUAGUGAUAAUCGUGUCGGAGACUUUGUUGAGCUCUGCGUCUUCAAUCUCAGAUAACCUGACAGUUCACCGGUUACUGGGGCCCACAAUCUAUAAUCACCCCGGGACAACGAUAUUGGAUUUCAAUAGCAUUGCACCCACUUUUAUGCACAAGGCUUUACGGUCUAUUUUGGACAGAGAGGCACGGAACUCUAGGCGUGUCCAGAUACCGGGGCCAGGUGUUAUUGACAGUAUCUCUGAAAUCGGCGAUAUCCGCAGUGCAAUCUCCUCUCUCGAGUUCCUCUGUCUGAAAGGGGACGAAACGGGAAGAUGGGGAGGCAGCGUGGCCAAAACAAAGAAAGCUCGAGGUGAGGUUGCUUUGACACCGAUGGAGAAAGAGUCUCUCAAAUUGAUAACUCAGAGAGAGGCGAGCCUGGGCAUGUUCCAUGCCGUUGGGAAGAUCAUGUACAACAAACGCAUGGACCCGAGUCUGAUCGAGGGCGAUGUCGAGAUCCUUCCACCGCCACCGGACUAUCUGCGCCACUAUGCCCGACCAAAAGCCUCGCAGGUAUUGGUUAAUGAUCUGGUAGACGAGACCGGGACCGACAUAUCAACUUUCAUCAGUGCUCUCCAUGAAAACUACAUCCCAUCCUGCGAUGGGGAUAAUUUCACCGACUCUCUCAACGACUGCAUCGAUGCACUCUCCGAUAGCGAUAUCCUCAGCGCCGACCGCCGACCAGGGCAAGGGGCGCGCGCCGGGAUAGGAACCGGAAUCACCUCUUUCAGUAGCGGUACAGACGUGCUCCGGCAGGAAGAAAUUAGUUUCCAAGUUGCGGCGCGUGGUCUUCUUUUCGCCCUUCCAUACCCAGUCAACAGACGGGUUGGGUCUGGAGCCGGACGAAGCCGCGCUGGUGAUGCCUUCAAGAUGUUUUACCCAGCUUCUCUGCGGUUGUGGAGAGAGGCCGAGGAAAUCGAUGGACUGAUCGACUCGUGGAUGAACCGAACACUCGAUCCUAGACGGCAGCAUCUUUCUCAAAAUGGCUCCGGCCUCACGGGGGUCAGUUCCUGGAAAAAUCUCCAGGUGGGAAGGUCGAUAUCCGCCGACUCGGGAAACAAAAAUGACACCCCGAGUGUGGUCACGAUGAUGCCCCGGCAUGAUCUACUGCUUCAUCAGUUGCCCUAUAUGGCUGCAAUCCGGCGUCAGGACCCAGAUUGGUGGCAGUUGGAUAAGAUCACCAGCGUUCGGUCCAACGAGAAUCUUCGUAAUGAUGACAUUGACGACAUAGAGGAGUCUCCAGCUUCGCGGUCGCGUGGGAAACAAUCCAGCAGUCGUGGGUUUGGACCUCGACUGCAACUGCCCGAAGAGAAAUUGAUUCUCAGCGAUGAUGACAUUGUCGAUUGA
This is a messenger RNA of Penicillium roqueforti, 2514 nucleotides long. RefSeq lists its product as uncharacterized. Gene Ontology annotation, molecular function: chromatin binding. Bases 1 to 2514 code for a protein of 837 amino acids. The record is from RefSeq and is a predicted model, not a curated record. The transcript has 2 exons. NCBI's taxonomy places the organism in Eukaryota, Fungi, Ascomycota, Eurotiomycetes, Eurotiales, Aspergillaceae. Gene Ontology annotation, biological process: DNA repair; DNA damage checkpoint signaling; mitotic DNA replication checkpoint signaling.